Messenger RNA from Penicillium brevicompactum, 861 nucleotides. RefSeq names its product telomerase inhibitor/ribosome biogenesis protein PXR1 (gene pxr1). Gene Ontology annotation, molecular function: nucleic acid binding. The coding region runs from base 1 to 861 and encodes 286 amino acids. Lineage: Eukaryota; Fungi; Ascomycota; Eurotiomycetes; Eurotiales; Aspergillaceae. The transcript is spliced from 3 exons. The record is from RefSeq and is a predicted model, not a curated record.
AUGGGUUUAGCAGCGCCGAAAAACAAGACCAAGAUCGGCAAUGAUCCCAACAACACCAAAUGGACCCGGUCCACAACUGGAUUCGGACAUCGGAUCAUGAGUUCUCAGGGCUGGACUCCUGGAAGUCUCCUGGGAGCCAAGAAUGCCGCGCAUGCCGACAUGCUCACUGCCGCCAGCGCUUCCCACAUCAAAGUUUCCCUCAAGGACGAUACUCUCGGUUUGGGUGCUCGUUUAGGACGACAGGGCGAACAGACCGGUCUCGAUGCCUUCAAAGGUCUCCUUGGCCGACUGAACGGCAAGAGCGAGGAGGAAUUGAAAAAGGAUGAGACUAAGCUCGAAGAAAUCCGACUGGCACGCUACGCCUCCCUGAAAUUCCCACCGGUCAGAUUCGUUCGUGCUGGAUUGUUGGUACAAGAAAAAGAGCCCGAGAGCACGCCACCCAAAGCCGAAGAGACCUCCAAAUCGGACAAGAAGAAACGAUCCAAGCCUUCCGAUGACGACGACGAGAGUUCAAGCGAUUCUGAUUCCCGCAAAUCUAAGAAGUCCAAGAAGUCCAAGAAGUCCAAGUCCAAGUCGAAAACCAAAUCCAAGAAGUCACGCUCUAGCGAGGAAUCGGACGAGUCAGGCUCAGAGUCAAAGAAGGAGAAGAAGGAGAAGAAGGAGAAGAAGAAGUCCAAGAAGAGAAAAACCGACACUGAGGACUCCGAUCAGAAAUCGGCAGCAGAAGUCAAGAACCCUAUUGUCGCCAGGUCGCAUCUCCCAAUGGGCCGACAAUUCACCCGUGCUCGUCACAUCGCCCAGAAAAGGAAAGCCAUCAUGGAUGACAAGUCCCUCAACGAGAUCUUUAUGGUCAAAGCAUAG